AUGUCAUCUCCGGGCAUGGGCACCCCCAGCGACCCCCUCCUGGCCAGCCCAGGUAUCUGGAGGAGCACGCUCCCCAAAACUGCCAGCUUCCCAACGUCCACCACCCGGCUCCUCAGUCACCGCGCCAACAACUUCCAGAGACAGCCGAAGCAUCGGAAGUAUAUAAGACCAUCUCCGCCUCCACCGCCCAACACGCCCUGUCCUCUGGACCAGCUGGACCUCAGUGAACUUCCUCCAAGACGGACCUUUCAUGAGCUGCUCUUCAAUGGCUGCGUCCUGUUUGGGAUUGAGUUCAGCUAUGCCAUGGAAACAGCUUAUGUGACGCCUGUGCUUCUACAGAUGGGCCUUCCCGAUCAGUUCUACAGCUUGGUUUGGUUUAUUAGCCCAAUACUCGGAUUCCUCGUUCAGCCUCUCCUUGGAGCAUGGAGUGAUCGAUGUACAUCCCGGUUUGGGCGAAGGAGACCAUUCAUAUUUGCCUUGGCUAUAGGGGCUUUGCUCGGUCUAACCCUGGUGCUGAAUGGGCGUGACAUUGGAGUAGCUCUGGAUGACACAGCUUUUAAUCACAAGUGGGGCAUUAUCCUGACAAUAUGUGGUGUGGUCCUGAUGGACUUUAGUGCUGAUUCAGCCGACAACCCAAGCCAUGCCUACAUGAUGGAUGUAUGCAGCCCAGAAGACCAGGAUCGGGGCCUGAACAUCCAUGCACUGCUGGCAGGACUAGGAGGUGGGUUCGGCUACAUCGUGGGUGGCAUCAACUGGGACGCGACACAGUUUGGAAGGUCAAUGGGGGGUCAACUGCGGGUUAUAUACGUGUUUACAAGCAUCACUUUGGUGAUCGCCACAGCCAUGACCCUGACGAGUAUCCCUGAGCGGACGCUACCAAAGAGCCAGCCAAACAAAAACUCCAGCCAAAACCAUCUGAAGAGCCCUAGUCUUCCUCUCCCUUUCUCUCCUCCGGUCCGCUCCGGAUCCAAUUUGGGACUGGACGAGGAAGAUGAGGAUGGUCUUUACAGCUACAAUUUCACAAAAUCUCACCCUCCAGACCCUCUGGCCCAUUCUUGCAGUGCCAAUGCAUGCCUCUGUGUCGGCCUCAGUAGCCCCAUAUCGCCACUGAGCCCCCUCACUCCCAAAUAUGGCAGCUUCCUCAGUAGGGACAGCUCGCUCACUGGCAUUAACGAGUUCGCCUCCUCAUUAGGAACCUCCUACAUAGACAGUGUGCUCAUAGACUGCUACACGGGUCAGCAGACACCACAAGCCCUCGCCCCGAACUCCACCACUGCACCUUUGCCUCCAGGGGACUCCCCUCUUCCCGAGGGGUCCACACAGGGGACAGGGAGUCAUCCUGUAAGACAGACCCAGGCUGAGGUGGAGUCUCAUCCAGCCACAGAAGCUCAGGAUGCAGAAGCGCCCAAGCCCGAGGGAGAUGCACAAUCUCAUGGAGCAUCUCAGGACACAGCUGGAGGUGAGCCAGGUGUGGGGUCACACCGGGGCUCCAACGCUGGUAUCCUGAAAAGACCCCAGAGUCUUGCACUGAUAGAGGAGCCCAUGGCAACGCAGGUUGUCGGGCUAGAGAACGGACGCAGGAGAACAGUGACCUUCAGCCAGCAGGUUGCAAACAUUUUGCUGAAUGGGGUGCGGUAUGAGAGUGACCUGAGUCAGAAAGUAGAGACAGGAGAAUCCCACAUGUCAAUGAAGCUGCUGUGUAUAGCCAUCUACAGGAUGCCUCCCUCCAUGCGGAGUUUAUGCACUAAUCAUUUUUUGGGCUGGCUGUCCUUUGAAGGCAUGCUGCUCUUCUACACCGACUUCAUGGGGGAGGUUGUGUUCAAAGGAGACCCCAAAGCACCCCACGACUCGGAGGCUUACCAACGCUACAAUGCCGGCGUUAGCAUGGGCUGCUGGGGCAUGUGCAUCUAUGCAUUCAGUGCUGCUUUCUACUCAGCCAUAUUGGAGAAACUAGAGGAGCGUUUCUCUCUUCGCACUCUGUAUUUUUUUGCCUACUUGGCGUUUGGUUUGGGCACAGGUCUUGCCACACUGUCCACCAACCUCUACGUGAUACUGUCUCUCUGUGUCACCUACGGAGUGCUCUUCUCCUCUCUAUGCACCCUGCCUUACUCUCUGCUGUGUGAAUACUACCAGAGCCCUCAGUUUUGUGGCUCAUCAGAGGAAGGGACCAAACGAGGGAUGGGGGUGGACAUCUCUCUGCUCAGCUGCCAGUAUUUCCUGGCUCAGAUCCUGGUCUCUGUGGCGAUGGGACCUCUGACCUCACUGGUGGGUGGGGCCCAGGGAGUGAUGUACUUCUCAAGCCUGAUGUCAUUCGUGGGCUGCCUGUACUCCUCCCUCUGCGUGGUCUACCACCUGCCCCCCCAUGAGGGUGAGCCCACCGAUAGCGAGACCCAGCCACUAUUGUUGCACAUUUAG
This is a messenger RNA of Pleuronectes platessa (European plaice), 2415 nucleotides long. RefSeq names its product solute carrier family 45 member 1 (gene slc45a1). The transcript has 8 exons. Gene Ontology annotation, molecular function: sucrose:proton symporter activity. The coding region runs from base 1 to 2415 and encodes 804 amino acids. Gene Ontology annotation, biological process: transmembrane transport. Lineage: Eukaryota; Metazoa; Chordata; Actinopteri; Pleuronectiformes; Pleuronectidae. The record is from RefSeq and is a predicted model, not a curated record. Gene Ontology annotation, cellular component: membrane.